Molecule: messenger RNA, 913 nt
Organism: Limulus polyphemus (Atlantic horseshoe crab)
Lineage: Eukaryota; Metazoa; Arthropoda; Merostomata; Xiphosura; Limulidae
Exons: 6
Coding region: 143-763 (206 amino acids)
Source: RefSeq, a predicted model, not a curated record
UAAUCAUGAAACUGACUCACCAGCAACUUGUUAAACCUGUUUGUGUUGUUCCUUUUAUUUUAAAGUCAAAUAUUACUACCACUCGAGAUUUCAACAAAAGCACGAAACACCCUAAACAAAUGACAAAAAUCAUUUACUCAAGAUGAACACCUGCCCUGCACAUUCCACUGCCUGCCAGUCUGGUGUUAUUGGUGUGUUUCUUGUGGUAUGUUGCCUUAUGAAUCAAGAUUUUGCACGAGUACAUUGUGUAGCGAAUCAUGACGGAGCUUUAAAGUUGAAAAGGUUUUUAUAUGAAGUGGCAGAAGAUGGCCUAGGAAUCCAUGAAAUGCAGAAAGCAUUUGAUGAUAAUGCAGCUGUUAAUAAGUCCAUAGAUCCUGCACGGAAACUGAAAAAGUUGGCACAGUCUGUUAAGAAGAUUUUGGAUGAUGCCAAAAAGGCUGUCAAGAAACUGAAAAAAAGUUUUGAAGAAGAAUUUGAAAAGUUUUCAAGAACCCACAACCCUUGGAAGCUGUGUACAUCUUUACAGAUCCAGGAUCUUAAGUGGGACGAUUUUACCAAAAACUAUGUCCGAAAUGAAGCUUGCGAAAUCCAAGCACCAAAUGAAAAAAAUGCUUCAGCUUUCUGGUAUAUUACAAAAAAUGUUAUUGAUAAAGCCAAAAACAACAAGAAAGAACUACAGAACUUAAUUUUGUGGCAAUACUGGGCAGACAAAAAUGGCCUUCUUACCAUUUACCCUGCUCUUAAAAAGACAAACGAGUCAUGAUCCAAGAACUCGGCCCUGGUAUCGACAGGCUGCUUCAACUGGAGGAAAAAGUAUUGUUAUUCUUCUAGAUCGAUCCCGAUCAAUGAUGAACGUUUUGGAUCUUGCAAAGCAUGUAGCUAUGACUCUGUUAGAGUUGUUAAAUCCAGAAGA